AUGUUUACUCGUUCUUUUGUUCGUUCCAUGGCUACAGCUGCCAAGACCGUCAAGCCACCAGUUCAAUUGUUUGGAUUAGACGGAACCUACGCUACUGCUCUGUACACUGCCUCCGUGAAAGUUUCCAGUGUUGACCAGGCUGCUGGGUCCCUGAAUAAGCUGAAGACUUACUUGGACACUGAUUCUACCACAUCCGGAAUUGUGAGCAACCCAGCCUUGUCUCUGAACGACAGAACCUUCGUUGUUCAAACUUUGAACUCCAAACUAUCUCUGGACAAAUCAGUUUCCAACCUUUUGGAAGUUCUAGCUGAGAACAAUCGAUUGGGACUACUUGGCGACAUUGUUAAGCAGUUUGGUGUUUUGACUGAUGCCCACAACGGUGUUGUUGAGGCUACCGUCACCUCUGCUUCUCCAUUGGAUAAGAAAUCGCUGAACAGAAUCCAACAAGCUAUUACUGGCUCUGAAUUUGUUGGCCAAGGCAAAUCAUUGAAAAUUAACAACCAAGUUAACCCUGACAUUUUGGGUGGUCUUAUUGUAGAAGUUGCUGACAGAACUGUUGAUCUUUCUAUUUCAGCCAAAAUUGCCAAGUUAAACAAGGUCUUAACCGAGUCUCUUUAG
Komagataella phaffii GS115 is the source of this 618-nucleotide messenger RNA. RefSeq names its product Subunit 5 of the stator stalk of mitochondrial F1F0 ATP synthase. Bases 1 to 618 code for a protein of 205 amino acids. The record is from RefSeq and is a predicted model, not a curated record. Gene Ontology annotation, molecular function: proton-transporting ATP synthase activity, rotational mechanism. Lineage: Eukaryota; Fungi; Ascomycota; Pichiomycetes; Pichiales; Pichiaceae. Gene Ontology annotation, biological process: proton motive force-driven mitochondrial ATP synthesis. The transcript has a single exon.